CGGGUUUCGGUGAAAAUAAGGGAUGAAAGCACCCCUGCGAGUUUGACAGUUCGCGCAUCUGAAAUAAAAUGGCCAAUUCUAAAUACAAUAGGGUGAUUUAUAAGUAAAUAACGAGGGUUGAAGUUUUAUUAAAAAUACUUACGAAAAGUUUUUCCAACGGAAAUUUGUUAUCUACAUUACUUAAGGGAAUAAAUAUUAACAUGACCCAACAUGAACUUUCCAUCAUUCGGAGGUCAUUUUGCAACAGCUUUGCCAACGAUACAUCAAUUCGCUGCAAAAUUUUCGCAAGGCAACUCCUCUGCCUCGUUGUGCCCCUCUCAGGAGACCACCACUCAAAGGUACACUGCCAAUGGAAUACCUUCGUUCACCCAACAUCACCAUGCUAAUCCCCAACAAAUGCUCUCCACUGUAAACACCAAGGAGCUGAGACAAUGCCAGAACAAUUACUUACUCAACCAAACGAUCUAUCCUCAUAACAACAGCAAUAACAACGGACAAGAGAAACGCCAGCAUUUCGAACCGCAGGAAUUCGCACAGGAAUUAUGCACUGCUAUGUUACAGCAGAAUCAACAGCAACAACUCGACAAAGUUAAAGACAAGUCCAAGCAACCUCACCCUCAUCGACCAGUUCAACAAACUCCAAGAAACGAUGGCGAGAGUAAUCCUUCCACAACAGUAUGGUCCAGCUUGACUUCGUCCCCUUCCACUGUUACAGUAGCCAAUUACUUAUCACAAUUACCCACUACUUCACUACCACUGAGCAUCCACCACUUCCUCAAAUACUCCACCGAGAAUCUCAACUUGAAAAAGGAAAACCUUCUGCUCCACGCCAACGGGAGUAAAGUAUGCGACAACAACGUGCAACAACUCGGCAACAACAAUCCCGACGCGUUGAUGCAAAACGCCAUGAACUUCGGCUCGUCCAACGCCAAUUGCUUGAACAAUUUGGGAAGCCUAACCAACGGACAAAUCCAGAACACUGUAGCAACCAAGAAGAAGAAGAAAAAAGUGGAGAAGGAGAAGAAACCGAGACCCAAACCGGGCGAAAUUCGCCUAACAACCGCCCUAGACGGCUCGACUUUGUAUUGCUGCCCCGAAUGCCACAUGGCUUAUCCAGAUAAGGACCUUCUGGAGCAGCACUUGGUCGGGCACACGUUGGAGCGGCGCUUCGUCUGCGACAUCUGCGGCGCCGGACUGAAACGAAAGGACCAUUUGACCAGGCACAAGCAAUCGCACAAUCCGGAGAGGCCCUACGUUUGCACCGUAUGCCUCAAAGCCUUCAAGAGAAAGGAACAGUUGACGUUGCAUUUCGUCAUUCACUCGGGCGAGAAGAGACAUUCGUGCCCGGAAUGCGGCAAGGGAUUUUACAGGAAAGACCAUUUGAGGAAGCACACCAGAUCGCACAUACAACGGCGGGUUAAAGCGGAAUUGUCGCAGCAAGGUACGACUGCAUCACAGGCGAUUCAUCUGCAAGUGCAGCCUCCGGUCGCAUCUAACAUCAAUAUGGCUUCCUGUAUUCUUCCAUGAAGUCGAUACGAAAGUUGAAAGAUCUUCGCUGAGUAAACUUACACUCAGGGCCGGAUUUUAUUCCUAUAGGCUAACACAUGCUAGGGUCUCGAGAUCAAGAGAGGCCCACAUUCAAAUUUCAAACUGACAAAUGAAUGGAAAAAGAGUAAGUGGGCAUCUUUUCGUCUAAAUUCGGCCCUGUUUACGUUGUAAGUAUCAUUACUAUUUGGCGAUUGAGGACAUUCUAGUACUAUGGACGGGAAAUACAUACAAAAUAACGCUUAGGCGCGAUAAUUUUUGGCUGUGAUAUUUUCGUAAUUUUGUUAUGAUCUGCUUGAAGUAAGGUCAUGUAGGUAGAACAAAAAAAUCGAAUGCGAAAUUCAAAAUUAUUUCGAUUUAAUUGGAACGGAGAAGUGUUAGUUUUCGCUUUAUACGCCCUUGUAUAAGUACUAGAAUUAUAAUUGUAAGGUUCAAAAUACACCCUAGUAUUUAAUAUACAGUGUGUUUUAAUAAAAAUAGAAGUUUUGAAGGGAUUUUUUUAACACACUGUAUGUGACACUCUAGUCAUUUGGGGCUACCUCAUACUCUAUAUGUGAUAAAAAUUUUGAAGUAUUCCGAAGCGUUACUUUUUCAAUUAGAGCGGUACAAAAAACGUUUGCUUUAAAAUAAAUGUGUAGUACAAAGUACAUACCUUAUUAAGUAGUUUUUUUCAUUGUUUUCAUGUGAAACAUACAAAAAUAUUGUUUAGUUGUUAUUAUUUUUAAUUUUGUUACGAAUGUUGUUUUAGAAAUAAUUUCUUUGUCUGUUAAUGCUUUCAGAUAAAAAUAAUACAGCGAUAUUAG
This is a messenger RNA of Phyllotreta striolata, 2348 nucleotides long. NCBI's taxonomy places the organism in Eukaryota, Metazoa, Arthropoda, Insecta, Coleoptera, Chrysomelidae. The record is from the annotation of a GenBank genome assembly.